AGAACAGUUGCGAUUGACUCCGUAAACUAUUCACGGCUCCGCUCGAAUGCGUGGGUACUGAGAAAAUACCAGCGUGCGAAUAGAAUUUCGCGAAUCCCCAUGCACUAAACCGCGCGAUUUUCAUUCCCCAGCAUAUAUAAAGCCGUUUCAAUAAAAACAACUGCAACAACUCUCUCCGAAAAUCUAGAGAGAGAGAGAGAGAGAGAGAGAGUUGAUGGAGUUGUUGAGGGGAUAUCCACUACUGGCACAGCAAUUCAGAGCUCUGUUCAGGAAAAACCUCAUCCUCGCAUGGCGGAACAAGCGGUCCACGUUCCUCCAGCUGUUCUCCUCUCUCUUCUUCAUCUUCGGACUCUUCUGCAUCCAGAAGUCCCUCAAGGUCCAGUUCGCCACCACCACCACCUACGACGACGUCCCCGAUCCGAAGCCCCUCGUGUCGCCGCCGAUCCCGCCGUGCGAGGACAAGUUCUACGUGAAGCUCCCCUGCUUCGACUUCGUCUGGAGCGGCAAUGACAGCUCCAGGAUCGCGUCGAUCGUGAGUUCGAUUAUGGCUAAUAAUCCUGGCCGGCCUAUUCCUUCGGACAAGGUUAUGGCAUUUAGAACUAAACGUGAAGUGGAUGACUGGCUUCUCAGCAAUCCUAUGACUUGCCCUGGAGCUCUCCAUUUUACUGAGAGAAAUGCUGCGGUGAUAACUUAUGGUAUACAGACUAAUUCUACAAGUGUUGAAAAAAGAGGGCAAUAUGAAGAUCCCACAUUCAAAUUCCAAAUUCCUCUACAACUUGCAGCAGAGCGUGAAAUUGCAAGGUCUUUGAUUAGAGAUCCAAACUUUAGCUGGGUUGUCAGUCUGAAGGAAUUUGCACACCCUGCAGUGGAAAGUAUCCUUGUUGUCGGUUUGGCAGGACCAACCUUUUUCCUUGCAACUGCCAUGUUUGGCUUUGUCUUUCAAAUUAGUUCGUUGAUCACUGAGAAAGAACUCAAACUUCGCCAGGUAUUGAUUUGUAUUUCAAGUGCAAGUUUCGUGUCCUCGCAAAACAGUUUUCAGUCAUCUCAUGUCACGUUUCCUCAACAGGCAAUGUCUAUGAUGGGUCUUUAUGAUACUGCCUAUUGGUUCUCGUGGCUCAUUUGGGAAGGAAUUCUCGCUGUUCUUUCGUCAACUCUCACAGUUCUCUUCGGGAUGAUGUUUCAAUUUGAUUUUUUCCUGCACAACAGCUUUGGGGUUGUGUUUUUUCUUUUCUUUCUAUUCCAACUUAAUAUGAUCAGCUAUGCCUUCAUGCUUUCAGCCUUUAUUAGCAAGUCAUCGUCAUCGACAGUUGCGGGCUUCUCCAUAUUUAUUAUCGGUUUUCUCACUCAGGCAAGUAACCCACUUUUGGAUUUCGAAGCAAAUGUUACUUACCCAGUCAGCAUGAUGGAUUUUUCUUUUUCUUUGCAGGUUGUUACACAAGUUGGAUUUCCCUACAGUUCUAGCUUCUCUGGUACCUUCCGGUUUGUCUGGUCUCUGUUCCCACCAAACCUUCUCACCGAAGGCCUUAUAUUGCUUUCUGUUGCAACUGCCACUCCCAACGAUCCUGGAGUCAGUUGGAGCCAAAGAGGGAAAUGUGCACCAAACGAUACCCAGUGCGUUAUGACGCUAAAUGAUAUUUAUAUAUGGCUCAUAUCGACAUUCCUUGUGUGGUUUUUUUUGGCAAUCUACUUCGACAAUAUUAUCCCAAACUCUGCUGGUGUAAGAAAAUCAGUGUUCUACUUCUUAAACCCUGGAUAUUGGACAGGGAAAGGUGGAAACAAGGUGGCAGAGGGUGGCAUUUGUAGUUGCACAAGUUCAGGUCCCCCACCAGAAGAUGUUACUCCAGAUGACGAGGACGUAUAUGAAGAGGAAAACACUGUGAAACAAGCAGCAAGUGAAGAUGUAGUCGAUACGAAUAUUGCUGUUCAAAUACGUGGUCUUGUGAAGAUGUAUCCCGGUACAACAAAGAUUGGUUGUUGUAAAUGUACAAAGACCUCGCAUUAUCAUGCUCUUAAGGGCUUAUGGGUUAACUUCCCAAAAGAUCAACUAUUUUGUCUCCUUGGGCCCAAUGGAGCUGGGAAAACUACUGCAAUUAACUGUUUGACUGGAAUUACACCAGUGACGGCUGGAGAUGCAUUAAUAUACGGAGAUUCUGUUCGGAGCUCUAUUGGCAUGACAAAUAUUCGAAGAAUCAUAGGAGUUUGUCCCCAGUUUGAUAUUCUAUGGGAUGGUUUGUCUGCUCAAGAGCACCUCCACCUCUUUGCCAGCAUCAAAGGCCUUCCCCCAGCUUUAAUUGAAUCGGUUGCACAGAAAUCAUUAGCAGAGGUAAGGCUCACUGAGGCAGCCAAAAUUACAUCUGGUAGUUACAGCGGAGGAAUGAAACGCCGACUUAGUGUUGCAAUAGCCCUUAUUGGUGAUCCAAAGCUAGUCAUAUUGGAUGAACCGGUAUGUCAGAAAAUCUUCCUUCUUAUUACGAGUCCACUCCUUAUAAUUUGCUCACCAGAAGUUUCCUUCAAUUCGCAGACAACUGGUAUGGAUCCAAUAACUCGAAGACAUGUUUGGGACAUAAUUGAGAAUGCAAAGAAGGGACGUGCCAUUAUUUUAACUACCCAUUCGAUGGAAGAAGCUGACAUUUUAAGUGACCGCAUAGGAAUCAUGGCAAAGGGUAGGCUUCGCUGUAUUGGAACCUCAAUCAGGUUGAAGUCAAAGUUCGGAACAGGUUUUGUUGCCAAUAUAAGCUUCUCUGGAGCCACAAAUGGAAAUCCUUUAAGAGGGGAUGAUGAGAUUGUCGUGAAUCACAGGCCAGUGAAACAGUUCUUUAAAGAUCAAUUGAAUGUGGUACCUAAAGAGGAAAACAAGUCAUUCCUGACCUACGUUAUUCCCCAUGACAGGGAAGGGCUAUUGACGAACUUUUUCGCGGAGCUCCAAGACAGAGAGAGAGAAUUUGGCAUAGAAGACAUCCAACUCGGUCUUACAACUCUCGAAGAAGUUUUCCUGAAUAUAGCGAAGCAAGCAGAGCUGGAAAGUGCUGCAGCUGAGGAGACCUUAGAAACUCUCACUUUGACUUCAAGAACUUCAGUUCAGAAACCCUUGCUUCCAUUUGCAAUGUCUACGCAGAAGCCCUUGCUUCCGUUUACAAGGUUAAAGCAGAAACCCAUGGGAGUGAGGUACGUAGAGAUUCCAGGAACCGAGUCUGCAGAGAUUCCAGGAACCGAGUCUGCAGAGAACGCUAAAGGUGCUAUGGUGGAAGUAUGCUGGGAGCAAGGUGUUAUGGUGGAAGUAUGCUGGGAGCAACAUGAUUCUGGUGCCCUCAGCUUCUCCAGAUCCGGCUUGUUUUCACCUAACGAAUUCUUCGAUUAACCGCUGCUUCAACUACAAAUAUCAUGGGUCAACCUGAACCGGAUUUAGGAAUCGAUACUGUUCCUAAUCAAAUUGGUAUCGAGAGUUAGAGUUUGCUUUCAGAAUCAAAGAGGUAUAUAUAGGUUUUGAACAGUUUAACCAAGUUGGAUAUCAUUAUGUUGCGGCUAUCUCACACCUGUAGCGUCAAAGGUAUACAGAUUUUGGCUUCUAGAUAGAGUUGUAUAUUGUUUCUUUCUCUUUCUCUUUCUUUUAUUAUCAUCAUUCAGAUGAUAUUUUCCUAUUUUUGCAAUGAAAGGCUGUAUAUAUUCAUAAACAAAAAGAGAGAGAUCGUAGCAUGAAGGAAAUUACAUGUAAGAAGAAAUUGUACCUCUUCAUUAUUUCUGUAUACAACAUAAGUUUCAACCGUCUAAA
This is a messenger RNA of Rhododendron vialii, 3769 nucleotides long. Its product is annotated as ABC transporter A family member 2-like. The record is from RefSeq and is a predicted model, not a curated record. Gene Ontology annotation, cellular component: intracellular membrane-bounded organelle; membrane. Gene Ontology annotation, molecular function: ATP binding; ABC-type transporter activity; lipid carrier activity. Gene Ontology annotation, biological process: transmembrane transport; lipid transport. NCBI's taxonomy places the organism in Eukaryota, Viridiplantae, Streptophyta, Magnoliopsida, Ericales, Ericaceae. The coding region runs from base 215 to 3358 and encodes 1047 amino acids. The transcript has 13 exons.